Messenger RNA from Thelazia callipaeda (thelaziosis nematode), 1272 nucleotides. NCBI's taxonomy places the organism in Eukaryota, Metazoa, Nematoda, Chromadorea, Rhabditida, Thelaziidae. The record is from the annotation of a GenBank genome assembly.
AUGCCAUGUUCGUUAUUGUGCUUGAUUCGUGUGGUCCUCUGGUUGGAAAAGUGGCACUUUGAAUUAAAAUCUGUAAAUCCGUAUCCUCAAGAAGGGCUGUCAUCUUCAUAUCGUGAAAGAUCGAGACAGAGUGAAUCGGGACGACUUCAUCCAUUGACUGCUUGUACCAGAGCUAUACGUGUGAAUCCAUAUCCAGUACAAGCACUGGAAAAUAAGGUACCCGUCAAGCCGACAGGCCCUUUUGCAGAAUCAUGCUAUAGAGAAGAUAAUAAAGGAGAAAAUGACAGCAAUGGCGAGAGGUUAAUGACAAGGCAUUUGAUCCCACCGUUGCUCGAGGAAGGCCACAAUUUCAAGCUACAGGUACAGCUGGCUCAUGGUAGUGCGAUUCGCAUCGUUUCUGGAUUCCUGAAUAUCAAGCAGUUAUACGAGCUGAUAGCACGUAACUAUGACCAGGUAAAAGUGGAUGAUAUCUUAUUCUGCACAGUGAAUACACAUCGAAUACGUAUGGAUGCCCUCAUGAGCUACAACAUUUUUAACGAUGACUGUAUUUUUGCGCACAUCGCAGGUCAAAAGAAGGAAGUUACGUUGGUCAAGACCAGUCCAAAGCUCGGCUUAACCAUCGCUGACAAUGGAAUUGGAAAAGCAUUCAUCAAGCGAAUCGUCCCCGGUGCUCUUACUUUCGAGAAAAACCCUUUCCUUCGGGUCGGUGAUUGCAUCGAAAAAAUUAAUAACCUCAGUAUGGUUGGACGACGACACUUUGAUGUUGUGCACUAUUUGCAGUUACUACCUAUCGGUUUAACGUUCACUAUGCAAGUAGUUGAGCCAAGACAUAUUAGAUUUAGCGUUUCCUUUUGUGGAAACCCUCCUUUAAUAUUAAGAAAACGAAGAACUGCAAUUCGUUUCAAAUCCGAUGGGAGAGUGGUCAUGCUGCCAGAACCUUUAAAUGAAACGAUUAUCAAUAAAAUAAACGAUGUAAUCGAUUUAUACUUCUGCUUGCACGACGAUGACAUUGCAAAUACAAUAUGGCAACUCGCUGCAUCAUCCACGAAUUUUCCUCGAUUCUGUAACGCACUAAAAAAAUCACAUGUGGGUAUUUUGAAUUUCCCAGAGAAUAUCUUUACUGAUAUUUGGCGCAUACGAAAUGCUUACAAAAAGGGUUACCUGCUACGUGACGAAGCAGAUGAAGAAUACGCUAUUACUGAUUUGCCAUCGACUUCUGGUCGUGAUACUUUAUUGACUUCUAGUAAAAAUAUUAAGACAUGGUGGAAUUAA